Messenger RNA from Pseudopipra pipra, 1248 nucleotides. It is a transcript of the gene MSX2, whose product is annotated as msh homeobox 2. The record is from RefSeq and is a predicted model, not a curated record. Gene Ontology annotation, molecular function: RNA polymerase II transcription regulatory region sequence-specific DNA binding; DNA-binding transcription factor activity, RNA polymerase II-specific. The transcript is spliced from 2 exons. The coding region runs from base 209 to 991 and encodes 260 amino acids. Gene Ontology annotation, biological process: embryonic morphogenesis; regulation of transcription by RNA polymerase II. Gene Ontology annotation, cellular component: nucleus. NCBI's taxonomy places the organism in Eukaryota, Metazoa, Chordata, Aves, Passeriformes, Pipridae.
CCGCGCGCCGCGAGCCAAUGGCGUGAGUCACCGAGGCACGUCAGGGGCCAGGGCGGGCGCUGAUUGGCCCGCGGGGCGUUCCCUCGGCUUCCCAAAGGAGGACAGCGCCGGCGAGCCCCAGAGGGGGAAAAGGGGGGCGGCCGGGCCCGCAGCGCCUCACUCGCCGGGCAGAGGCGCCGCGCAGCUCCAGAGCUCCCUCCGCACCGCCAUGGCUUCUCCUUCCAAGGCGAAGGAGGUCUUCUCCUCCGACGAGGAGGGCCCGGGGGCCGGCGGCGCCGAGGAGCACCACAAAGUGAAGGUGUCCAGCCUGCCGUUCAGCGUGGAAGCGCUCAUGUCCGACAAGAAGCCCCCCAAGGAGCCGCCGCUGCCCGCGCCGAGCGGCAGCGCCGACGGGGCGGCCGUGGGCACCUCCAGGAACCUGCUGCUGUCGGGCCACGGGUCCCGGGACGCGCACAGCCCCCCCGGGGCGCUUACAAAAACCUUCGACACCGCCUCGGUCAAAUCGGAGAACUCGGAGGACGGCACGUCCUGGAUCCAGGAGGCCGGGAGAUAUUCCCCGCCGCCAAGACACCUGAGCCCCACUGCCUGCACCCUGAGGAAGCACAAGACGAAUAGGAAGCCCCGAACCCCGUUCACCACUUCCCAGCUGCUGGCUCUGGAGCGCAAGUUCCGCCAGAAGCAGUAUCUGUCCAUCGCCGAGAGAGCGGAGUUCUCCAGCUCCCUCAACCUCACAGAGACCCAGGUCAAAAUCUGGUUCCAGAAUCGGAGGGCCAAGGCCAAGAGACUGCAGGAGGCUGAGCUGGAGAAGCUCAAAAUGGCAGCGAAGCCCAUGUUGCCAUCAGGGUUCAGCCUCCCUUUCCCCAUCAACUCUCCCAUCCAGGCUGCCUCACUGUAUGGAACAUCCUACCCUUUUCACAGACCUGUGCUUCCUAUCCCUCCUGUUGGACUCUAUGCUACUCCUGUUGGAUAUAGCAUGUACCACUUAUCCUAAGAAGAUCAGAAAGACGAAGUGACAGUAAGACAGACUUCCUGGUGGAUCAUGUCCAGCCCUGAGAAGACAGUACCCCAACCAGUACUGGCCAUUCCUUCUGCACACUUCUAUCUGCCAUCCUGAGUGUAUGGGAGUUUGUGCUAGCAAAGCAAGGCAUCCUGUAUGCUACAGGUUGGGCGUCUUCUGAGAGUGCUCUGAGCACUCAGAGUCUGAUCCUCAAAGAAAAAAAAAUUGUAAAAACAAACAAACAAAAAAGA